Messenger RNA from Sparassis crispa, 615 nucleotides. RefSeq lists its product as hypothetical. Bases 1 to 615 code for a protein of 204 amino acids. The transcript has a single exon. NCBI's taxonomy places the organism in Eukaryota, Fungi, Basidiomycota, Agaricomycetes, Polyporales, Sparassidaceae. The record is from RefSeq and is a predicted model, not a curated record.
AUGCCCCCGCAUCAAGAGCGGGGGCCGUUUUCGUCAUCGUCAUCGUGCGAUGCAUGGCCCGGACCCACCACCACCCCUCCCCCUCCCUCGCACUUCCACUGCCCUGCGCGGUGGAAUGCGCGCCAUGCCCUGCAAGAGGGCAUGCAGGGCGAUAUGAAUGAUGCCCCCGCAUCAAGAGUGGGGGCCGUUUUCAUCGUUGUCGUCAUGCGAUGCACGGCCUGGACCCACCACCACCUCUCCCCCUCCCUCGCGCUUCCACUGCCCUGCGCAGUGGAAUGCGCACCAUACCCCGCAAGAGGGCAUGGAGGAGGACACCGACGACACCCCUGCGGGGGGCCAUUUUCGUUGUUGUUAUCGUGCGACCCGUGGCAUGACCCACCACCACCUCUCUGCCUCCCUUGCCCUUCCACCGCCCUGCACGGUGGAAUGCGCGCCAUGCCCCGCAAGAGGGCAUGGAGGAGGACACCGACGAUGCCCCCGCUUCAAUCGCGGGGGCUUUGUUCAUCAUCCAGGACCCUCAACGUCGGCCCGCCCGAUAACAUCCCCCACUCCUCACCACCACCCUCCGGCGACGAAUGCAAGCAGCCUGGCACGAGGACGUGCUGGGUGACAUAA